Molecule: messenger RNA, 705 nt
Organism: Emiliania huxleyi CCMP1516
Lineage: Eukaryota; Haptophyta; Isochrysidales; Noelaerhabdaceae
Exons: 3
Coding region: 114-629 (171 amino acids)
Source: RefSeq, a predicted model, not a curated record
CAUCCAGGCGACAGCUCCAGUUCUUGCUCGACCGACUCAACCUCCUAAACACUCAGUGCACACUCGUGUGUGGUUUCGCCUUCACCUCCUUCUCGGCUGACGCGCUGCACGACAUGCCCUACGGAGACUUGCCGCUCCUCUCUGUGGUAUUUGUGCUCUUUGCUGGCUCUUCGAUGGCCGCUGCAGUCGCCGCCGUGUGCCUGGCGUCCUACGUGAUGCUGAUUGCUGAGAGACUGUCGCUCACGACCUCCGUGGUCAUCGCCAUCGCCGCUGCGAGAAAGUGGACCAUCCUGGUGUCAAAGAUGUACAUUGGCAGCCUCAUUGGCUUGUUCGGAUCUGCUGUGUGCCUCAUGUUCACCAUGUGCGACACGGGCGACCUCACGAACGAGAACUACUGCGUGAUCACUGCGAGCGUGGCCAGUAUUUUCUUUACGGGUACGUUCACCGGAACGGUGUAUGUUCUUCACAAGGCGAAGAAGCAGUUCGACCUCAUCAGGCAAAAUAAUACAAACUGGAUGGCGGAGGGCUCGAAUCUCGAGGAACUGCUGCCAAAGGGCUCUGUGGGAAGCGAUGCGCACGGAGUCUUGCCCUCACCUGAGGGGCCUCACAAUGCACCCUGGCGGCUAUAGCGCUUGUAAGUGUGUGAGCGUGUGCGUGCGCUUGUCUUAUGCAGUAGCUCAGACAGACGAACGCAGUUUUACUCCU